AUGGUUGCGGCAAAGAUUGAUGGCACUGCCAUUGCCAAAAGCAUCCGCGAGCGCCUCAAUGCCGAGAUCAAGCAGAAGCAAGAGAGCAACGAGCGCUACAGGCCCUCGCUGACCAUCAUCCAAGUCGGCGACCGCUCUGAUUCCUCCACCUAUGUGCGCAUGAAGCUCAAGGCCGCCGAAGAGGCCGGAAUCACUUGCAAGCUGGAGAAGUACGGUGACGACAUCACCGAGACGGAGCUCCUCGACAAGAUCACUCAGUUCAACAAUGACCCCUCCAUCCACGGCAUCCUCGUUCAAUUGCCCGUCCCCAAGCAUAUCUCCGAAUACAAUAUCACUUCCGCCGUUGCUGACGAGAAGGACGUCGACGGAUUCGGUGUCGCAAACAUUGGUGAGCUCGCGAAGCGGGGCGGUCGCCCUCUCUUCACGCCAUGCACGCCCAAGGGUGUCAUGGUUCUGCUGGAGAGAACCGGCGUGGACAUCAAGGGAAAGAACGCCGUCGUCAUUGGCCGCAGCGACAUUGUUGGCAGCCCGGUGAGCUAUCUGCUGAAAAACGCAGAUGCCACCGUUACCGUUUGCCACUCUAGGACUCAGAACCUGCCGGAGUUUGUCAAGCAAGCUGACAUUGUUGUCGCGGCUAUUGGCAAGGCUGGCUUCGUCAAGGGCGAAUGGAUCAAGCCUGGCGCUGUCGUCGUUGAUGUUGGCACCAACUACAUUCCUGACUCGACCAAGAAGUCUGGCCAGAAACUGGUUGGCGACGUGGUUUACGAGGAGGCCGUCGAGGUCGCCUCUCACAUUACGCCUGUUCCCGGUGGUGUCGGGCCUAUGACUGUCGCUAUGUUGCUUCAGAACGUGGUGGAUUCUGCCGACAACUAUUUCGACAAGCAGAAAGCGCGCCGCGUUGCGCCUCUGCCCCUCAAGCUCCAAGACCCCGUGCCCUCCGAUAUCGCUAUCUCUAGGGCACAGCACCCCAAGCUGAUCAGCAAGAUUGCGGAAGAAGUUGGCAUUGGCGCUCACGAACUUGAGCAAUAUGGUGCUUACAAGGCCAAGGUUGAUUUGGCUUUGUUAAAGCGCCUUGAGCACCGCCGCAAUGGACGGUAUGUCGUGGUUACGGGUAUCACUCCCACUCCGCUCGGUGAGGGCAAGUCCACCACCACUAUGGGUUUGACUCAGGCUCUGGCUGGCCAUGUUGGCCGUGUCUCUUUCGCCAAUGUCCGUCAGCCUUCCCAGGGCCCGACCUUCGGUAUUAAGGGCGGUGCGGCGGGCGGCGGAUACUCCCAGGUCAUCCCUAUGGAUGAGUUCAACUUGCACCUCACUGGCGACAUCCACGCCAUUACUGCUGCGAAUAACCUUCUUGCUGCUGCUAUCGAGACCAGGAUAUUCCACGAAAACACGCAGAAGGACGCCGCCCUGUACAGGCGUCUGGUACCGGCCAAGAAGGGUAAGAGGGAGUUUGCGCCUGUCAUGUUCCGCCGUCUCAAGAAGCUCGGCAUUGACAAGACCAACCCUGACGACCUCACCGAGGAGGAGAUCAGCCGUUUUGCUAGACUCGACAUUGACCCCGAGACUAUUACUUGGAGGCGAGUCCUUGACGUCAACGACAGGCACCUACGCGGCAUCACCAUUGGUCAGGCUGCCACGGAGAAGGGCCAGACCCGCGACACUGGCUUUGACAUCUCCGUCGCUUCUGAGUGCAUGGCUGUCCUCGCUCUGAGCAGUGACCUUGCCGACAUGCGCGAGCGCCUUGGCAGGAUGGUGGUUGCCAGUUCCCGCAGCGGCGAGCCCAUCACCUGCGACGACAUUGGUGCAGGAGGUGCUCUUACUGCUCUCAUGAAGGAUGCCAUCAAGCCCAACAUGAUGCAGACCCUCGAGGGCACUCCCGUUUUCGUGCACGCUGGCCCCUUCGCCAACAUCUCCAUCGGUGCUUCCUCUGUCAUUGCCGACAAGCUUGCACUCAAGCUUGCCGGUACCGAGCUCGACGAGGACCACAACGCUAAGACUGGUUUCGUUGUCACUGAGGCCGGCUUCGACUUUACCAUGGGCGGUGAGCGCUUCUUCAACAUCAAGUGCCGCGCCUCGGGUCUUGUCCCCGAUGUGGUAGUUGUCGUCGCCACUGUCCGCGCCCUCAAGGUCCAUGGCGGUGGUCCCGAGAUCACUCCUGGUGCCCAGCUUCCCGAGGUUUACCGCACUGAGAAUGUCGACAUUCUUCGCAAGGGUUGUGUGAACCUCAAGAAGCACAUCUCAAACGCCAAGCAGUUUGGUGUCCCCGUCGUUGUUGCCAUCAACAAGUUCGAGACCGACACCGACGCAGAGGUCGCCGUCAUCCGCGAGGAAGCUCUGGCUGCCGGUGCUGAGGACGCCAUUCCCGCCAAUCACUGGGCGAAGGGUGGUGCCGGUGCUGUCGAUCUUGCUAAGGGCGUUAUUGCCGCUUCCGAGAAGCCCAAGGACUUCAAGCUCCUCUAUGACCUCGAGGGCACUGUCCAGGAGCGUAUCGAGAAGAUCGGCAAGAUCAUGUACGGUGCUUCUGCCGUUGAGUUUAGCGAACUUGCGCAGAAGAAGGUCGAUACCUAUGUUAAGCAGGGCUUCGGCAACCUUCCGAUCUGCAUUGCCAAGACGCAAUACUCCCUCUCCCACGACCCGGCGCUCAAGGGCGCGCCAGAGGGCUUCACUAUUCCCAUUAGGGACGUCCGCAUGGCGGCUGGUGCAGGUUACCUUUAUGCCCUUGCCGCCGACAUCCAGACCAUUCCCGGUCUUCCUACCGCUCCUGGCUACCUGAACGUGGACGUUGACACGGAGACUGGUGAGAUCGACGGCCUCUUCUAG
Molecule: messenger RNA, 2820 nt
Organism: Aplosporella prunicola CBS 121167
Lineage: Eukaryota; Fungi; Ascomycota; Dothideomycetes; Botryosphaeriales; Aplosporellaceae
Exons: 5
Coding region: 1-2820 (939 amino acids)
Biological process (GO): tetrahydrofolate interconversion
Cellular component (GO): cytosol
Molecular function (GO): formate-tetrahydrofolate ligase activity; methylenetetrahydrofolate dehydrogenase (NADP+) activity; methenyltetrahydrofolate cyclohydrolase activity
Source: RefSeq, a predicted model, not a curated record